This is a messenger RNA of Dinoponera quadriceps, 2004 nucleotides long. RefSeq lists its product as uncharacterized. Lineage: Eukaryota; Metazoa; Arthropoda; Insecta; Hymenoptera; Formicidae. Bases 682 to 1431 code for a protein of 249 amino acids. The transcript is spliced from 5 exons. The record is from RefSeq and is a predicted model, not a curated record.
GCGUCGCGCGCACCGCCGGAACCACGAGAGUGUCACGCGACCCCGCCGGCCAACCACGCGUUCCGUAGCGCGAUCGCGUUUUGUUUUCGAAAACGUCCCGGCGGUCGUGCCAGGAUCCCGGAUCGCUCUCUUCCCUCUCGGGCUCGGGACGGACGUGCUCGUGAGUACUCCCCGGUGUUCACCCAUGUGCGUUCCGCGUCCCGCGAGCGACAUCCCUGUGGCACGCGUCGUCCUCGUAACGCCUUUCGUCGCCGAUCGCCGUCGCGACCGUCGCCCUAGCGACGCAUUGAGCGGCCUGCGCUUCGUAUCUAUCUCCGCGUGAGAGAACGAGGAGCCGGCUUCGCGUCCCAGCGAGCUGAGCUCCCACUGUAAAUAGCGUUCCGAUUUCUGCGUCCCGCGCCGCGGCCAUUUUUGUUCUCGCGCGACCAUCUCAUUGUGCAUCGCACCCAUUUCGUUCUGCGUUGCGGCCAUUUUGUUCUCGCGCGACCACAGCGUUUAGCGUCGCGGCCACUUCCGUUCUAUGCCGCUUUCCAUAGUUUUAGCUCAACAUUUUCAUUUGUUACGUUUACGAGGCUACCCGUACUGGAGAUCUUCCUCUCCUCUUCAUUCAGCACGCGCGGUGGCCACAGGCCAUACCGUGCCUCUCCCCCCCCCCCCUUACAUAUACAUAACACACAUACGAUGGAGUUUGACAAGUUAGAACAAUGUAUCAAAAGUCUAAACGAAGCAGUGAGUGAGUUUCCGAUCGGUGCGGUUUCGCUGGAGGAUUAUGAACCUAUCGAGAAGAAGAUCCAAGUGACAAGGGAAUCGCUGAUGCGUUUGAAUGCCAGGUUAUUAAUGCUUAGAGCAAAAUCCAAACAUUAUACGAGACAUGAAAAAUUGAGAGGCACUGAAGAAGAACUUGGAGAAGCGCUCCAAAGGAUCAUAAGCGACACACUUAUAAACCACGGAGCGAUCAAGCUGUGUCUUCAUAGUGCAACCAUUGUUUCUAUUCUCAACAAUAAGGAAGGCAAUGAAGAACAUCAGAAGAAACUCUGUGCUUACAUGAGUAAGUUAUUCAUUGUCAAUGAUAAUAUUAUAUCCAUUCAACAGUCCAUUGAGGAAGCAUUUGAAACACAGUUAAAUCUAAAAGUGGAGUGUCAAAAGGCCCUGAAUGAUUAUAAGAAUUUUCUAAAGGAACAGAAGGAGAUACAAAAUAGAAAAUUGCAGGAAACAUGUCCAGAUAUUGCAAGAAAUAAAAGUCGAAUGGAAAAUACUUUACGAAAGAUUAAUAUAAUGAAGAAACUCAUUCGAAAUUUCAUAGCAGCAUCUAAUUUUAUGUUAACAAAGCAGCCAUUAUUAUUAGAAAUGUUGGAAAAACAUAGAGAAUUGUUAAACGUUGAAACAAUAUUAAAGAUGACUCAAGAUGAACAAAAUAUCAAACAUGUAUAAGAGAGGAAGAAAGAGAGAGACAAAAAAUAUUUUAAAAAUCGGAAAUUUCGAAAAGAGAAAAUACGCAGGAAUUCAUUAAGAAUUUUUUUUUCUGUUUUCUUACUCGCUAAGCGCAAUAGACACAACACAUAUUUACAAGAAUAAGCUUCCGCGCAAAUCUGAAUGUCUUUUUCAUAUUUUUUUUUUCUUUUUUUUUUCUUUCUUUAAGUUCCUCUAUUAAAGCGCCUUGUCAGACGGUUUUUUUUGUAUGAGUUAAUCUUUAAAUAAAGCAUAAUCGAUAUUGUAUAUAAGUUAAAAAUUAGGAUAUAUAUAGUAAUCACAGCUUACGUAUAUAUAGUAAAAUUUCACUAGGGGAGAGAGAUGUACACAUUCACAUUUUUAAAAUCGGUGUACCGAGAGACUCGCUACAUUCUUCGUACGAUUAACUCGCGUAUAAUAUGUAUAAUAUAACCACCGCGCGCGUGCGCGGUAAAAAUGCAAAUUGUAAGAAUCGGGUUAUUUUUUUUUUUUUUCAUGGUCCGGUGUGUAUGUAUGUCGUUCAGUCUCAUUAUACAUUACGUUCGCUUUUCUGUU